GGCUGCACAGCGACACCCAGCGGACUUCUUUACGCACGGAGAAUCUGUGACCGACAUGUGGCCGAGGAGCCUACAAACCUACAGCGAGCUUUCCGUGCAUUCAAAUCGGCGGGAUUUCGUAUCUUUUCCCGCAGUGUAGGGGACAGGAUUCCCGGAAAUACACUGACAGAGGACGAGGGGGGACUCCAUGUUGGCUUUUGCACAACCGGAGAUAGCGUUUUGUACCUGAAUCGUCUGCCUUUUCUAAGCGAGGGCAUCUAGUAACCUGAAAUGAGAAGCAACAAGCCAAAGACAUCUGAUGAAACAGACAGUGGAGAAAAGAACAGAGAGGAUGACAAUGAGUCUGCUGUUGCAGAGACUGAUGAAGCAGAUCGGUGCCCCAUCUGUCUUAACCUCUUCUUACGACAAGAACUGGCUGUCCCUGAAAGCUGCUGUCAUGUGUUUUGCCUGACCUGCAUCCUAAAGUGGGCUGAAGUCAACAGAGGGACCUGUUCUCAACAGCUUGUUAAAAACGAUUUCUCUUCUAAAUCCCUUUCGGGUGGCCAGCUUAGUGGAUCGUGUAUCUCAGUUUCUGAAAGCUGUGCAGACUUCCUGGACGUGUACGAAGGAGAGCCUCUGUUACGACAGAAGCGCUGCAGGCUGGAAACGUGUGAGCGGCCCUGGCUGCCUGUCUCCACUGCAGUACCCGCCGACGGACUCGUUCGGCAGUGCUCUGAUCCUUCUGAAAUGCUAAAUGGUUUAUUUCCCUUGAGAUCAUUAUUACCAGACUCUACCUCUCCAACGAAUCCUUUUGCAGCCGGACAUUUCAUAUUCGUUGGCAAAGAGUGUGCUGUCACUUGUUCCAAGGGAGAAGAAAAGAAGAGUUCUUCACGCGCUUCUGGCCCGAAGAGUUCAAAGAACAAAAGUGAGUCCUCCACCACAAGAAGAAGGUCGACCCGCAACAGCAGAACAGACGAAUCAUCCCCUGUACAGGAUCCAAGUUCAUCACAGUCUAACCACUCGGAUUCUGACUCGUCUGUUACAAAUACUUCUGCAAAAGCCAGCAGCAUCUCCAAAAAGCCAGAGAGGCAAGCGGCAAAGAGGAAGUCUAAGCAGGCGGCUAAAGAAAAGCGUCCAGUGAAAAGAAAAGGUAGAGCCACUAGAAACACCUCUAAUAAACCCACGAGUAGUCCAGAGGGGAGUGAUGUUGAACAACAGCAGGUGGAAGAGGAAGAAGAGAAAGAGGCAGCUGAAUGCUCAGAUUUGCUACUGUCAGAUGGUGAUCAAAAUCCAAACACACAAAUGGAUGAUUCCAGUCAGCAUUCAAGUCCAGAAGAUAAUUACACAGAAACAUCCGGUCACAUUUCUGAACAUGAAGACAAUAAUACCAGAUCCUCAGCUGAGAUGAUGAUAAAUGACAAAAGAAAAGAUGACAGUUCUGAUGAGGAAGAGUCAACGUCUCAAAUUAAUGAUGACCUUCCCCCAUUAACUGUGAAGGAGAAGCAGGAUGAAGAUCCAGCUGUCCAACCUAAUCGCUUUCUUCUGUCUUCCGAUGAAGAAGUUUUUAAAGAUUCGGCAGUCUCACCUUGCAGCCAGAAGUCUUUAACACUAGAAGGAGAAAAUGUGGAAGAUAAAGCAGAUUCAGUUUGCUGUGAUCCUCCUUUAAGCUCUUUAGAAAAAUAUGAAGAAGUAAGGGCUGAAAGUGCUUCAGAAAAAGAAGAUUCUAUGUCCUUUAGCAGUGAACGGCCUUACUCACCUGUGGACAUUAACAUGGAUGACAUGGAAGCUAUAGCCCAUGGUGUUAGUUCAGAGUCAGAAGCAAAAGAAUGGUCAUCUGAAAAAUGCAUAUCACCUCAGCCUGUAAAUGAGUCAAGUGAGCACACAGACCCUAAAGCGUGUUCAGAUGAUUUAGAAGAGUUUCAUCAUUCUGAUAAAGAAAGUAAAGAAACUGUAGACAAUGAAUCAAAAGCUGAUCAACCAAACAGAGCCAUUCCCAAGAAAUCUCAGGAGGAAUUGGAUGUGGAAGGGAAAUCUUUACAGGGAUGUGAACAUUUCCAUAUUGAUCCUCAGGUUACAGAAUCUGUGGACAGUAGUGAAUGUAAAAACGGAGUGUCUUUCGCUGAAGAUAAUAAUGAGAUGGUACCAAUGGAAUGUGACUCUCCUAAUAGUGAACUUAGUGAGCUGAAAACUGAAGAGAACAAAACUGAACAUGCCUCUUCUACAGCAGUACGUCUUGUGUCUGACAGCCAAGCUUCUGAAAAUGACAAGAAAAUGGAACAGAAAACUCCAGAUGAGACCACAGAGAGUUCCACAACAGAACAGAAGGAACCAGAGAAAAAGGAAGGGAGGCAGCGCAAAUCACGUUUUCACUCUCCUUCUACAACCUGGUCUCCUAAAAGAGAUUCCAAAAAGGAGAGAAGAAGAUCAAGAUCUAGGUCAAGAGAGCGUGACGCAACCCCACCUACUAGGCGAAGGUCCAGAACACGCAGUAGGGACAGAGAAAGUGAUAGUCAUAGGAGAGACCGUAGCCGUGAGAGAGAAAGAAGAGGGAGAAGACGGUCUAGAAGCAGAUCUCGGUCCAGAACAUAUGGUAGAGGUUCGUCCUCAGAGAGGACCGAGAGGGGUGGUCAUUCCCCUUGGAGAAGGGACAGGUGGUCCAAUGAUAGCUGGAGGAGCUCUAGGGGAAAUGACCGACAGAGAAGAAGUGAUCAGGAAAAGCAAAGUGAUUUCUUAGGCAAAGAAUCUAAUGAGCCUGACAGUGGAGGCUAUGCUGAAAUCCCUCCAGAAAGAGGCAGGACAGAAAAUCCAGACUGGGUAAAAGAAAAAGUAAAGUCUGACUUGGAGUUGAGAAGCCGUGACACUGGAGUUCUUAAUGAAUCUCGAUGGGAUGAAAAUAAGAAUGAUGGUGCAGGAGACUCCUGGAAUCGCAGUUUCAGCCCAGGGGGUUGGAAAUCGGAUCGUGGGCGUGGUGGGGGAUCUGGGCGUGGUGGUGGCUUCAGGGGAGGUUUUGGGCAGGCGGAACCAAUAGAAAACCGCUGGCAACCAAGAAAUUCUUUCUCAGGGAUCUCUAACAAUUCAGGGAAUGACUCUUACAGUCGGUUCAAUGAAAACCGUCACAAUAGACGGAAGGGCGAUCAGGAUUUUGUAGCCGAACCUCCCGUGGAUCGUUCUGGCUGGUCCUCUGCUUCCAGCUGGGCUGUGCGCAGAACUCUGCCAGCCGAUGUGCAGAAUUACUACUCCAGGAAGGGGAGGAACUCUUCAGGCUCACAGGGGGGGUGGAUGAAACAAGAGGAGGAGACACCUGGGCAAGAUGCAACUGUCAACGAACAGAACAGUCAGCCCGGUGACUGCCAGCAGCUUCCUGUUAAUGUGAUGCAUCACCAAAUGAAUGUAAUCCCGCAGCCAGUCAAUCCACAGCCUAUUAACCCACAGCCUGUGAACAUCCUGCAGUUCCCUAUGGGCGUGCCCACACCUGCAAUGAACAUCCAGCCUGCCCCAUUCAACAUGUCCCACCAGUUACCAGUGCACAUCCACUCUGCGGUGCCCCUCAUGCAGGUGCCAGCUCCUGGGUCUCAGGGUCUACCCCCACCCCCACCCCCUCCUCCACCUACACAGCAGGCUAGCUUUGUGGCCCCGCAGUUGGACAGCAAACAGCCUCAGGCAGUGACCAGUGCCCAGGGGGGUAACAAGUUCAGCGCCCCUCUCCUGCCCAAUCCAACCAAAGUCCCGGGAAGUGCAGUUCAGGGACCACCUAGCAUCAUUCUUCCAUCGUCCACCACCCAGAGCAGCGCGGCUGGAAAAUCCAUUUUGAGUAAAGAAACCAUCAGAGUUGAAGUCAAUGCUGACAGUUCAAAGAAAGAAAAGAAGCUGCAAAUUCAGGAAAGAGCUAUACAAGAAGUUAAGCUGGCAAUUAAACCAUAUUACCAAAACAAGGACAUCACCAAGGAUGAAUACAAAGAGAUUGUACGCAAAGCAGUGGAUAAAAUUUGUCAUAGCAAGAGUGGAGAAGUCAAUUCUGCCAAGGUGGCAAAUCUGGUGAAGGCAUACGUCGAUAAAUACAAACAUGCCCGCAAGAAUAAAACAGAAGAUCAUGGAAAGUUAUGAAACAUGUUUCUUUAAAUAUUUGCUAAGUGCAAUUUCUACCAACUGUAACAUUAUAUUCAAACUCUUAGGGACAGACUGGAAAUAAGGUUUUGAUAUCGCCAACGUAAUGUUAAUAUAAAAUUUUUUCUAUAGAUUUCAUAUUUUGUUUAAAAUAAGAGAAAUUGAAAUUAUAGAUCGUAAAACCCUUUGUUUUAAAUAGGUCUGUUUAAUUGGUAACUACUGUUAUUCUCUGAACCUGUUAAUGGUUAAAGCUUAGCAUGCUGGGCCAGUGGAAUGUCUUCUGAUUUAUAAAUUGUACAGAUUGAGGACCUGCAGUAGUGAGAUCACAUCGAUCUCUUCUCUUGUAGCUAAUUGGUACUGAACAGGUAUGUACAGUUUUCAUCUAUCAGGAUAAGGUCUUUUCUUAAGUUUUUAGGUUACAAUUUUUUCAUCUUUUUUGUUUUUAUAUAAAGGAUUCUCUUAAAAGCCUAGGUAAUUGUGUUGCCUUCAUAAUUAUUUGUAGCAAAAACUGGAAAUAUGAGUGCAGGACUCUGCUGUGUUCAGUCAUGUCAGAAAUCUUGUCACUUUCUAAGGAUUUAAUAUAUUCAAAUUAGGUUAGGCAUUUAAGUGUAGUUCGAGAAACAAAUCAUUUUGCUGAUCAGAAAUCCAUGCCCUUAAUUUUUUGUAAAAUGUGCUGCGUGGACACUGUACCUAUAAUCCAGAAAGCAUUGAAAUAAAUGAUAUGCUGCUUAUUGUGAUUUUCAUGUGCAUUGUUUUUAGGAGUUCUGUCUAGACUAAAACCAGCAGAUACAACUUCAGUGUUAUUUUUUAUAGCUAGCAAUUAUGUUGGAUUUUUAGUUUAUCAUGUAGAUAACACUGAACUGGUUUAGAUUUUUUAAAUUGGAAAAUCAGGCUAUAUUUGUAAGCUUCUUCUUUUGGGUAUGUUUAUUUUGUGUUGGAAUAAUGAAGUGUAUGUAUGUGGCAGAUUUUUUUAUGAACAGUCCUUCUGAUGAAUUGUAACCAUAAACAAUGAAUGCAGAACUUAUAACUUAUAACUUUUGCAGUUAUUCAGAAGGCAUACUGAGGUUAUCUGUAAAGAGCUGAUUUUAGUAGUGUUCUGCUUAAAUUGCAAGUCAUUGAGGUAUCCAUACCUUGCAAUAGUACCCGAGUACAGUUAAUUGAAGUCACUUGUUUAUAUUUUCAGUUAUCUGCUCCAGCAUUUCAUCUUUAAAGCAAUAUCUUCCGUGGCUUUUUUGCAAUACAGCAUCCAAAUUGAAAACCUAUACUGACUGUUCAUUUUUCUUUCCUUCCGUGAAUAUCCCAUAUAAAACAUUAGCAAGGGAAUACUGUUUGUAGAAGAUGUGCGUUCAUCAGGUUCUUUAGACGAAUGUAAUUGUAAGAUUUGUAUAUAUAGGAGAGAUAACAGGCAUAAUAAAAAAAAAAUGAAAAGGUU
Messenger RNA from Lepisosteus oculatus (spotted gar), 5515 nucleotides. Lineage: Eukaryota; Metazoa; Chordata; Actinopteri; Semionotiformes; Lepisosteidae. The record is from RefSeq and is a predicted model, not a curated record.